Molecule: messenger RNA, 2873 nt
Organism: Caenorhabditis elegans
Lineage: Eukaryota; Metazoa; Nematoda; Chromadorea; Rhabditida; Rhabditidae
Gene: ZK822.1
Product: Coiled-coil domain-containing protein
Exons: 9
Coding region: 18-2759 (913 amino acids)
Source: RefSeq, marked reviewed
CUUUGCGGCCGUGCAUAAUGUCAAAUCAACACCCUAAUGGAUUUUCUGUCAGAGAUAUUAUUCUCAGAUAUGAAUCUGAGGAAGAAGAGUUCGUCCGAGAGUUGGAGCAAAUGAUGGAUCAGACAAAUGAAAAUGUGAAAGAAAGUGAACCCCCUUCUGAUGAUGGGCCACCAAUUCUUUCUGUCUUAUGCUCCCUCGUUGAUGAAAUUGGUUCUCUUCGAAAUGAGAAUCUUCGCUUGAAAACUCGUUUAGUCCCUGCUCCUCGUAACACAAAAAAUGUGGUUCAACGAAUGUCUGCAAUGUUAGAACAUCGUGGAUCCUCAAUCUUCCCGAAACUUCGGCGAGCCAAUCGAUCCUCAGAAUCAAUGGAAAUUAGAAAUGGAGCACGAGAACGACUAUCAACUCCACCAAGAAAAGAAACGAGUAAUUCAAUGAAUACAUCUUCAGAUGUUUCUUAUGGAAGAAAUAGAGCACCUCCGAUUGUUCGUCCCGAGCAGAGUGAUAGUGAAAUUGAUGAACAAAUAUUUGAUGAUGAUGAUCAUAGAAGUAGGGAUACAACAAGAAGAUGUGAUUCUGUUAAUGUUCCACGUCAUCAAAAUGAUAAUUCCACGUCAGCAUGCACAUCUCCAUCAUCGGCCUCUUCGUCCAGAGACCCUUCAGAGACAAUGACGACAAGUCGUUCCUCAUUCCUGGAUCUUCUUGGACUUCGCCGUCGUUCCACUCACAUACCUCAACCAACUUCUUAUUCCAAAACAACUGCUCUGAAACAAACGAAUAAAAAACGCCGUAGAAAGAUAUCUGGAAACGACAAUGACUCUGAGUCUUCUGGAAUGUAUGCAAAUAUGGAAGAUCAUUGUUCAAGAGUACCUAGCAAGCCUCCUCGGCCAGCCAGUUACUAUCGGAGAGAUGACAGUGAGGAUUCGGACUGUCUACGGCAAAUGAGGCAAAGGAAAACUGCGUCCUCAUUGAAUGUUAACAAUUAUGAGCAUAGACAUGAAGACAUGUACAGAGUGAGCCGGGAGACCCAAUGGCAACAUGAGAAAGAUAAUCUGAUGGCUGAAAUUGAAGAAAUGAAAAUGAGAAAUAAUCGACUUGUUGAACAAUUGAGAGAGAAAAGUCAGCAGCAAAGUAAACUUCAGUGCCAGCUGCACAAAGCUGAAAUGCAAGUGAAUGCUUUGAGCAGAAGAUGUGCACUUUCUGAAGCUCUUGAUAGAUUAACACUUGACGAGAGAAUGGAGAAAAGUGCGACAAGUUGGAUUAAAAAGAUUGAGGAACGACUUCGAAUCUUCGAAAAUCAAAUGCAAAAUGCGAAACUUGAAGCAGCCACUGCUCAUCAAAUGGCAUUAAAUUCAAGCUGUCAUGAGAAGGAUGCUCACCAGAAUUGUCUAGAAAAAUUGGAAAGUCUACAGAGAGAACACAUGAGAGUGAUACAUUCAAGUCUUGUGGAAAUUGGAGUUGAUGAAAUAAAUAUGAAGAGAAGAUUAGAAAAUCUGCCGACAUAUGAGGCAUUGUAUGCAUUUACGCAUUCUGUAGUGAGAAGAUUGAAUGAAGCAAGAUGGGCGGUCAUUGAGAAAACAAAUGAAACUAGCAGAGCACAGAUUGACUUAAUUGUCUCUCAAUCAUCCCAUUUGGUCAGUUUGGCACAGUUGGAACGUCUCAAAAUAAUGCAAACACUUCGAGGAAAACGACAGAAACGCCCAUCUUCAUUCCAUGGUCACAGUGUUUCAGAGAGAAAUAUCCGGCAAGAUCUUAGUUUCUAUCUCCCAUUGAAGCUUCAUGGAUCUCGAGUGGAAAAUUCUAGGAGGACCAUCAAGAAGAACGCGAUUGUUGGAAAUGAUAGAAAUAUUGAAGAAGAAUUUUUGAAAUUGUUUUCAUAUUCAAAAGAUUUUUCAAUGGAACUUGCGGCACCACCAGAGAGACGUGCAAAUACAAGAAUCGAGACAAUGAUGAGAGAAAUGAAUGGAAAUGGAAGACCAAUUAUACGAAGAGGUCCUUCUGGAGUUUCUAACUCUAAUAUAAUGAGAGAUCGGGUGACAAGAGAAGUUCCAAGUAAUCGAAGACCAAUAAGUUUGGUAGAGACAGAGGAAAGAAGAAUUCGAAGAAACGAGGAGACUAAAAGAAGUAUUAAAUUUAUGAAAACUAACAGUAUUGAUCAUGGAUAUAAUGCUUAUGAACCUCCGCCAGCUUCUAGAACAACGACUACAACAAUUGUUGCUUCAACUCAAGAUAUUUCAAAUAAUGUGCACAGUCCUCACGGGACACCAGUCUUCACACGAAGAAUAAUUAUUCCUGUCAAAGGAAAUGCAUAUGAUAUUGUACCAGAAGGCACCACUGCAAACAUAGUUCCAGCGAAUAUUCCACAGAUGGGAAGAGUUCGGAAGCUCGAAAGAGCAUUCUCGGCGGAAAGUCGGAAUACUGUAGAUUCUCUGCACGACAGAGAAGAACAACGAAGAGAGAGAAGAGAUCAUGUUGAAGGAGGAGUUGAGAGAAGGCAGAGCAAGAUUCAAAGAUCUCAACCAGUCUCACGGCUCAAGCAACCAUCGGUGCAAUUGUCGAAAUUUAGAACAAUUGAAAAUAACGGAGCAAACCGCGAGCCACCAUCUUCAUCAAUCUUGCGCCCACGAACCUUAGAACCUCAGACAUCAAUUCCACGAAUCACCACAUCACCACCAGAAUCGAGAAUUCCAACUCCAUCGAGUCGUCACGGUAAUGAGAAGCGUGGUUGGUUGGAACGACUCAAAGGAAUUGGAAAAUUGUAGUCAUGUUUGAUUGUCUUUUAUCAUUGUCGUCAAUCUCUUAUCAAACAAAUCAUCUAAAUUCGGACAAAGUUCUCCUUUUUCCUCUUAUCAAAUAAAUUUUCGACUUUUACAAAU